Molecule: messenger RNA, 1587 nt
Organism: Heterostelium album PN500
Lineage: Eukaryota; Evosea; Eumycetozoa; Acytosteliales; Acytosteliaceae
Product: carboxylesterase/lipase family protein
Exons: 7
Coding region: 1-1587 (528 amino acids)
Source: RefSeq, a predicted model, not a curated record
AUGUCAAGAUCAACACCGAUUGUAGCUUCUACCGUUACAGUUGAGAUUGACGAUGGUCUCAUCAAUGGUGUUGGUCAUGAUACUCAUAAUUCAUUCUUGGGUAUUCCUUUUGCUCAACCACCAGUUGGAAAUUUAAGAUUCGCUUCACCACAACCACCAACUCCAUGGGGCCAAAGUGCAUACGAUGCUUCAUUCAAUAGACCCGAUUGUUUGCAAGAUUGUCAGAUGCCUGCUGGUGUAUGUCCAAAUGUAACAUCAGAGGAUUGCUUGUACUUGGAUGUCUAUGCUCCAAUUCAAGCUGAUCCAUCUGCCGGUCCAUUACCUGUCAUGAUUUUCUAUCCUGGUGGUCGUUUCACAAUGGGUGGAAUCGCUCCAUUGUAUGAAGGUGGUAACUUUGUUAACAGAUCAAGUGUAAUCCUUGUUGUAACCAACUACCGUCUUGGUGUUUUCGGAUUCAUGAUUUCACCAGAACUCAAAGGAAACUAUGGUUUUGAAGAUCAAUUACUGGCACUCAACUGGGUACAUGAUAAUAUUAAAGCAUUUGGUGGAGAUCCAUCACAAGUUACAGUUUUUGGUGAAUCUGCAGGUGGUACCAGUGCAGGUAUUCAUUUGAUUUCACCGGCAUCUGCAGGAUUGAUGAAGGGUAUCAUCAUUGAGUCCGAUCCAUUGAGUCUUCCAGUGAAGACCUACGACCAGAUGAUCAGUUUGGCAGAGGCUUUCUCAAAGGAUUUGGGUUGCAAGAUCGAUGAUCUCAAUUGUAUGUUGGGUAAAACUGGUGAAGAGAUCUUCAUUGCCUCGAAUAACACCAUGAAUAAAGUAAACAUUUUGCAUCCAUUGUUCUCAUUCUUGCCAUGGACUCCAGUGAUCGAUGGUGCUUUGAUUCCAGAUCAACCAUUGGCACUCAUCGAGAAGGGUCAAUUCAACAAAGUUCCAGUGAUGUUGGGUACUGUUUUCGAUGAAGGUUUAAUCUUCAUUGCUUCCGUCGCCACUCAAAUCUCUGCACUCGAAUACAACGGAGCUUUGCUCGAUAUCUUUGGUCGUUAUGCUCCACAGGUUCAUUCACACUACAAAUCAUCAUUCAACUCCUCUACUGGUAACUAUUUAGAUUUGAUGUCGUUGAUCGGUACAGACUUUGUAUUCCAAUGUCCAACUAGAAAGGUAGCAGUCUCUUUGACCGCUGCUGGUAUUAGCGAUGUCUAUCAAUAUCAAUUCCAACAUGUUUCAUCGUUCGAUGCCUACACCCCAAAUGGUUUCCCAAUGUGCAAGACUCAUGUCUGCCACGGAAUGGAAUUACCAUACGUUUUCGACUCUGUCAGAAGCACUGGUCAAUUCAACUUCACUGCAGAAGAACAAAUUCUCUCCGAUCAAAUGGUUGAUUACUGGACCAAUUUCGCCAAGAACAGUAAUCCAAAUAUUGGUAACACCCCAACAAUCCAAUGGCCAGCAUACACACAAUCAAACGAUAUCACUUUGGUUUUACAGACACCAAUCUCUGUAGAAUCUGGUUUGAAAAAGGAAUUCUGUGACUUCUGGGAUUCAAUUGGUUAUGAAAAGUUCGGAUCAUAUGAUCAAGAUAUUUUUGUUUGA